Messenger RNA from Puccinia graminis f. sp. tritici CRL 75-36-700-3, 561 nucleotides. RefSeq lists its product as uncharacterized. Lineage: Eukaryota; Fungi; Basidiomycota; Pucciniomycetes; Pucciniales; Pucciniaceae. The record is from RefSeq and is a predicted model, not a curated record. The transcript is spliced from 6 exons. Bases 1 to 561 code for a protein of 186 amino acids.
AUGUUCAAGUUGUGCGUGUGUGGUCUUUCGGCCGUGAAUCGACCUCAAGUGAUGAUGCUUCAACCAAGCAACUCUUCCCACCGUGGUACAAAGUCCUCCAGCAUCCAAGCUACCAGUUUUUUGGUUACAAAUUUCCUACGAUUCGCCGGGUUGGAAAGCUGGCAAGCUCAAAGUGAUAACGCCCAGACGUCCGGUCUUUCACCGAUGGAACCCAUCCUUGCAAGUGAUUCCGGAGAAGUCAAACUUGCCUCGGUUGAACAGCUCUUAGAAGCGAUGCUACAAAUCGAUGACUAUUGCGCUGCGAUAGACUUACCAUUGGCCACUCCUUGCGAGGAUUCAUCCGAAUACGAAGGUGUUUUUGUUGGAAAAUUAGCCACUCUAGUUAUCCAGAGAGUGCUCGACUUACAUUCUACCUGCAACCACACAGAGUGGACAACACGUCGUCAUGCGCCUGGAGGGCAUGCAGUAGAAACUUCACCCAACCAACUGACUCCUAAGACCCCAAGUUUUAUCGUCCACGAGAUAAACAACGCACGAGCUUCAAGUAAAAGUUACAUUUAG